This is a messenger RNA of Abrus precatorius (Indian licorice), 3717 nucleotides long. Its product is annotated as cell division cycle 5-like protein. Bases 202 to 3096 code for a protein of 964 amino acids. The record is from RefSeq and is a predicted model, not a curated record. The transcript has 5 exons. NCBI's taxonomy places the organism in Eukaryota, Viridiplantae, Streptophyta, Magnoliopsida, Fabales, Fabaceae. Gene Ontology annotation, cellular component: Prp19 complex; spliceosomal complex. Gene Ontology annotation, biological process: mRNA splicing, via spliceosome.
UUAGUUUCAAAGUUGCAGGGGAGAAGGUUUUGGCGUUCACGUGAGGACGGAGGAACGGCGAGUAGGGUUGCAAUUGGCGUUGCAUUUGCAUGAUACAGAAACAAGUGGAAGUUUGUGAAAUCAUUAGUGUUCUGAUUGUGAGGGUGGAAAACCCUAGAACUCGAAUCGAAGGGGAGCGAAAGCAAUAACAGAGGGGUAAAGAUGAGGAUUAUGAUAAAAGGUGGUGUUUGGAAGAACACCGAGGAUGAAAUUCUGAAAGCGGCUGUUAUGAAAUAUGGGAAAAACCAGUGGGCUCGAAUCUCUUCCCUUCUCGUCCGCAAAUCUGCUAAGCAGUGUAAGGCUCGUUGGUAUGAAUGGCUCGAUCCUUCCAUUAAGAAGACCGAGUGGACAAGAGAAGAGGAUGAGAAACUGCUUCAUCUUGCCAAGCUUAUGCCGACACAGUGGAGAACAAUUGCGCCAAUUGUUGGCCGUACUCCUUCACAAUGCCUUGAGCGGUAUGAGAAGCUCCUUGAUGCAGCAUGUGUAAAGGAUGAGAACUAUGAACCUGGUGAUGACCCACGGAAACUGCGUCCUGGUGAAAUUGAUCCAAAUCCUGAGUCAAAGCCUGCACGCCCUGAUCCUGUUGAUAUGGAUGAGGAUGAGAAGGAGAUGCUUUCUGAAGCACGGGCUCGGUUAGCCAACACUAAAGGCAAGAAGGCAAAAAGGAAAGCCAGGGAGAAACAGCUUGAGGAAGCCAGGAGGCUUGCUUCUUUACAAAAAAAGAGAGAACUGAAGGCUGCUGGAAUUGAUAUCAGGCAGCGAAGGAAGAAAAGGAAAGGAAUAGACUAUAAUGCAGAAAUUCCGUUUGAGAAGAGGCCUCCUCCAGGGUUUUUUGAUGUUACUGAUGAGGAAAGACCAGUGGAACAGCCCAAGUUUCCUACUACAAUUGAAGAACUUGAGGGAAAAAGAAGGGUUGAUGUUGAAGCACAAUUAAGAAAGCAAGACAUUGCAAAGAAUAAAAUUGCACAAAGACAAGAUGCCCCAUCUGCUAUUUUGCAUGCCAACAAGCUGAAUGACCCAGAAACGGUUAGAAAGAGAUCAAAACUGAUGCUUCCACCACCUCAGAUUUCUGACCAAGAAUUGGAUGAAAUUGCAAAGUUGGGUUAUGCCAGUGACCUUGCAGGCACUGAGGAAUUUGCAGAAGGUAGGAGUGCUACACGUGCUCUUUUGGCUAAUUAUGCUCAGACACCCAGCCAAGGAAUGACUCCUUUAAGAACUCCUCAGAGAACACCAGCGGGUAAAGGAGAUUCCAUCAUGAUGGAAGCUGAAAAUCUGGCUAGGUUGAGGGAGUCUCAGACACCAUUGUUAGGAGGAGAAAACCCAGAGCUGCAUCCUUCAGAUUUUUCCGGGGUCACUCCCAAGAAAAAGGAAAUUCAGACUCCUAACCCAAUGCUGACCCCCUCUGCAACUCCCGGAGGUGCAGGCCUUACUCCCAGAAGUGGUUUGACACCAGCAAGGGAUGGUUUUUCUUUUGGCACGACUCCAAAGGGAACUCCUCUCAGGGAUGAGCUACAUAUUAACGAGGACAUGGAUAUGCAUGACAAUGCUAAACUUGAGCUACGGAGACAAGCUGAUAUGAGAAGAAGUUUGCGCUCUGGUUUAAGCAGUCUUCCACAGCCCAGAAAUGAGUACCAGAUAGUUAUGCAACCAGUUCCAGAAGAUGCAGAAGAACCUGAGGAGAAAAUUGAAGAGGAUAUGUCUGAUAGAAUAGCUAGAGAAAAGGCAGAAGAAGAGGCUCGACAGCAAGCAUUACUUAGAAAAAGAUCAAAAGUUCUUCAAAGGGAACUUCCUAGGCCUCCUGCCGCAUCUUUGGAGCUCAUUAGAAACUCCUUGAUCAAAGCUGAUGGGGACAAGAGUUCAUUUGUACCCCCGACCUCAAUUGAGCAAGCUGAUGAGAUGAUAAGAAAGGAGCUUCUAACCUUACUGGAGCAUGACAAUGCUAAGUAUCCACUUGAUGAGAUAGUAAAUAAGGAGAAAAAGAAAGGAGCCAAGCGUGCGGCAAAUGGGCUUGCUAUCCCUGUGAUAGAAGAUUUUCAGGAAGACGAGAUAAAAGAUGCUGAGCAGUUGAUAAAGGAGGAAGCAGAGUAUCUUCGUGUGGCAAUGGGGCACGAAAAUGAAUCCCUCAGUGAAUUUGUUGAUGCACAUACAACUUGCAUUAAUGAUUUAAUGUACUUUGCCACCCGUAAUGCAUAUGGUCUAUCAAGUGUUGCUGGAAACAUGGAGAAGCUAGCAGCUUUGCAGGAUGAAUAUGAGAAUGUGAGAAGCAAGUUGGAUGAUGGUAAGGAGAAGAUGGUACGCCUUGAGAAGAAGGUGACAGUACUCACCCAAGGCUAUGAGAUGAGGGCAAAGAAAAGUCUUUGGCCGCAAAUUGAAGCCACUUUCAAGCAAAUGGACAUAGCUUCGACAGAGUUUGAGUGUUUUGAAGCUUUACAAAAGCAGGAGCAAUUAGCUGCGUCACACAGGAUAAAUAAUCUUUGGGCUGAAGUACAGAAGCAAAAGGAACUUGAGAAAAUUUUACAAAAGAAGUACGGGGAUCUUGUGGCAGAACUGGAAAGGAUACAAAAUGUCAUGGACCAGUUCAGGGCAAAAGAAGCACAACAGCAAGAAGAAAUUGAAGCAAACAAUUGUGCCCCUGAAUUUAUUGAGGCCAAGACUAAUGAAAUUAAUGUGCAGGGUACAGAGAAUUGUGAAGCUGUACCCCUCUCAGUAGACCAUGGAAGUACUAUAUCAGUUAGUUCAUCUAAUGAUGGAACUGCUGACCCGCAAGCGGACAUGCAAGACCAGACCACUUCUAUCUCCAAAAACGAUAUGGAUGUGGAUUCUUGUAAAGAGCAAAUGAUGGACAACACUGAUGAUAAGUUGCCAGAUGCACCUUCUGCAGAGGAUAACAAUGAAGAAGUGGUAGAAGGUAAAAGCACUGAUGGUUAUAUUGACAGCAGAGACACUACACUAGAUAGGAGUGCUGCAGUGGAAACAAGUAGUAUUGAGGAAAAUAGGGAGGAUCGAGAUGUUGAGAAUCCAAAUGAGGUGAACGCCGUAGACCAACAUGGUAAAUAAAGGUUGGAGACUUUAUCAUCAAAUUCUGGUAUUAAAGUUUGGGGGCAUUAAAUUGGGGAGAUUGUUGCUCAACCCAGAGGGUUGAUUGAAUUGCCUGGAAAGUGAGUCCUUUUUUACUGUACGGUCUUCAGGAAACUUUUUAACACUAUGAUCAGCCUUAAUCUAUAGCAGCACAUUGAGAUGGUUACAUGUAUUUUUACCAAUUUUUCGUCCUCGUUAAUUCCACCAAGUGGACGUUGGUGAUGUGCUAUUCUACGCAUUUGAUAAAACGCUUGAGAUUUUGCAAUGAAUUAGAUUUUAAUCCACUAUACCCUCUUUAUUGUUUUUAAAUAGCACUUUUAUAGUAUUUGGUCCUUUGCCAUGAGUUGAGCCAUUUUCAGUAGUCUGAUGAAAGGUGGUCGACCUAAAAUAGUUUGAUUAAGGUGAAUUGUCUUGCAAAGGUAUACAUUAGGGUGGAAUCCAUUUGGGCACGGGCACGCAGAGGUGUGAUGAAGGGGUCUAGUAGUCUACUCCCAUCUGGUCUGGCACUUCUAGGGCAACAUUUUAACUUUCAUGCAAGACAAUAUAGAUGGACGAGCCCCGAUGAUCAAAAGAAUCUCCAGACUUUUAAUUACUUAAAUU